GGGAUGUUGAGGGUGCAAAGAGAGGUCUCCAUGAUUGGGCAGGUGUAUGACCUGUUGCACCUCAUCUGGAAAACAUACCACCUAACCCCUAAAUAAAUGAGGGAACUCAAAGCACUUGGAGCUCAACAGUCACAGUGAAUGCACCGAGUGGAGUGAAAGGGACCAGGUGGCUGCCCCAUGUGUCCCGGAGUUUGAGGACCUUCCUAAAACCAGGGAAGGAUGGUAAUUCCUCUGGCCAGUUUACAGCCUUGUAUGUGCACAUGGAGCAUCUGGCAGGUGCCUCGGCCAGUGCAGAUAGCUGGCAGAGCAAAGAAGGUAAGUAUUAUCUUAUCUCAGUGUUUUGUGUUGACAGUAUAAAUCAAUUAUUGAAAACAUUUUAACUUUGGUGUUUUAUGAGUUGAGAAUCAGAACUACAUAUUUGCAGGUCAAAGUCAGCAUGGAGGAUGGGACAUGUGGCAUUUUGCCACUUCCUGUCAGACCUUUUCUCUUCCAUCAGCAACUUCAGCCUGCAGCUUCAGAAAAACAAUGUAAUCCUACCUCAGGUAAAGAAGAGAGAAAAAAGGAGGCCAGGGGAUUACUUUUAUAUUCCCCUUAACAUGUUGCUUAUAUUAAGAAUACAACUGUCUUCCAAGGCUGUUAGUGGCAUCGAAUCUCUCUUGGCUACCAUAGAAGCUAUGGCAGCUAGCCCCAAACCUGAUGGUAAGCUGUCUUAGUUCCUUGCAGCCAUGAAGAAGCAGCGCCAACCGAGAGGAGGAGAACCUGGGGCUGGGACGUUCAAGUAUCAGGAUGUCACGCUUUCUAAAGGUGAAGCUGCAGAGCUGGCAGAAGGUCAACCAAUCAGCCAGUGUGCUCCCAGACUGCAAAGAGCCAUUGUGCUGACCUGUGAGUCCACGGUGAAACACCUGAAGAAUAGAUUUAGCAGCCUACUUGAAGAGAACACAAAGGAUGCACCAACAGCCAAGGCAGUGAAGUGUUUCAAUGUCUUCAGCCAUGACUCUUGGGCAGAUAAUAGGCUGGAGCUCCUGAACCAUGGUGUGGAAGAGGUGAACUUUCUCCUACGACACUUCUCCACUGUCCUGGACAGGAAUGGCUGCAGCAAAGAAAAGGCCAAAGAGGAGUUCCAACUGAUGAAAAUGACGAUAAACACGUCAUUCAAGGACAAAAGCUAUCUUGGACUGUGGCAAGUCAUGACGACAAAAGAGCCCUACUGCUCAGACUUUGCGAAUAUCCUACACCUGGUCAAAAUCAUGCUGGUGCUCCCAAUCUCUUCAGCAGUCUGUGAAAGAGGCUUCUCAUCAGUAAACAGAAUCAAGUCAGAUGUUAGAUCAAGCCUGCAUACUGAAACUGUUGAGGACCUAAUCCGUAUUAGUGUUGAGGGGCCACAAUUGGAGGACUAUGAUGCCAGGCAGGAUGUUAAGCAAUGGUUCUCCCAGGGUAAGAGGAGCAGGAGGCCUAACUAUAUGAGCUGGUCCCUAGAAUGAGAUGAAUUGCAGGGAAGAAAUUAAUGCUGCUUAGUUCAAGUUCAGUUUGAAUUAAUGAGCUUUAAGUUUAUAAGUUAUUUAUUACGUAGUUUUUAAGUUACCAGUAAGUUCGAUGUUCAGAAUGUUAUGUUCAAUAUACGUUUAAUAACGUGGAACAGUAUUUUUGUACUGCGGCUCAUGCAGAGAAACUUGAAUUCAGAUUAAAAUAUUUUGCAAAUAUCAAGUUUGGGUCAUUGUCAAUCUUUAACUUUCAUCAACAUAACAUAUUAAUAACACGCUAUACAAAGAAAAAUAUGGUGCUACCUAAUUUGUUUUGGUGCUACUAAAUGAAAAGCUAGGUGGCACCAGUGUUACCUGUGAAAAAGUUAGUCUGGAGCCCUGCACCAGCGCCAACAGCAGUUCCAGCACCAGCAACAGAAGACCCAUCACCAGCUCCAGGUCCAUCAUCAGCAUCAGCAACAGAGGCCCUGGGCCACUCUGUCAUUCCAAAAGGACUUGUGGAGCACUGCUCCUUCCAAAGCCCCCAGAAGUUCAUAAAUGAUCUCCUACAUGGGAUGUAUACCAGGGAAUAUAUGGCAGGCCAGUCAUCCAGCAGCUGCACAGAAGGAAAACCUGGCCUAGCCAAACAGGACCUUGUAGAAAUAACAAGUAGGUAUAUAGAAAUGAGAAAAGAUGUUGGUUGAGUGAUACCCUCAUUCUCAUGCUCAUCUUUCGUGUAUGUGUUUGUGUGUGUGUGUGUGUGUAUUCCCACAGAUGCUGCAAAGUUGAAGUUCACCUACGUAACUGAUACGAACAUAAAAGCAUUUAAACGACAAAAGCUGAACAAUGCUGCCAAAUUUCAUGAACAAUAAAUGAUCAACUGUUUAAAGAAAGUUAAACUUUUGUUCUAUUUUU
Molecule: messenger RNA, 2375 nt
Organism: Gadus morhua (Atlantic cod)
Lineage: Eukaryota; Metazoa; Chordata; Actinopteri; Gadiformes; Gadidae
Product: zinc finger protein 862
Exons: 6
Coding region: 726-1481 (251 amino acids)
Molecular function (GO): protein dimerization activity
Source: RefSeq, a predicted model, not a curated record